This is a messenger RNA of Fusarium falciforme, 1041 nucleotides long. RefSeq lists its product as hypothetical. Gene Ontology annotation, molecular function: hydrolase activity, acting on ester bonds. Bases 1 to 1041 code for a protein of 346 amino acids. The transcript has 2 exons. Lineage: Eukaryota; Fungi; Ascomycota; Sordariomycetes; Hypocreales; Nectriaceae. The record is from RefSeq and is a predicted model, not a curated record.
AUGAAGUCUGUUCUUGUCUUCGCCACCAUGGUGCACCUCGCGGCAUCCUCUUGCCUGAACCUCCAAAACCUAGUCAAUUUUGGCGACAGUUUCUCAGAUGAAAACCGCCUCAACUACAUCUAUGAGCAUCAAGGCCUACCUCCCGCUGGAACCAUCCUCCCUGAAAAUGGGAACACCACGACCAGCGGUGGCUACAAGUGGCCCCGAAUGGUGGCUCGCAAAACUGGCGCCAAGAGCUUCAACUACGCCGUUGGUGGUGCUACUUGCUCCAACAAGAUCGUUGAGCGCCAGUUUGUCCUGACUCCUGGAAAGCCCUUCCCUUCUAUCCUAGACGAGCAGGUCCCAGCUUUCAAGGCUGAUCUUGAGUUUGAUGAGGUUUAUGGCAACCGCACGGCUGACAACACUGCCUACGCUGUCUUGAUUGGAGGAAACGACUUGACUGUCAAUGGCUUCCUUACCGAUUCUAAUGCCCGGGACACCAACAUCACUUCGUACGUCAGCUGUGUCUGGGACGUCUUUGACGCACUCUACGAGACUGGUGGCCGUCACUUUAUCGCCAUUACACCCCCUGCCGCAGAACGCUCCCCGGCCUACCUCAUCCCCGAGGACGGCGGUAGACUCGACAACCCAACCUGGUUCAACAAGACUGCUUACAACAUGACUGACUACAACUAUAAGCUCAUGGAGUAUCUCACCAGCGCCAAGACGAUGCUGCAGUACGGUGUACCCUUUCAGCUUAUCGUCGAGAAACGAUGGCCCGGCGCGACGUUUUCUUUCUUUGACCUCCACGGCCUGAUGACAGACAUGCUCAAGACUCCCGAGAAGUACAUUGAUGCCCCUGCCAAUAUCACUGGUCACUACAGGCACUGCGAGAUUGGUGAAUUCCUUGACUGCCCAGUUGAAAAGAAGGCUAGGGAGAGUUUCUUCUGGUUCGACGAGCUGCAUGUGUCUGAGCGAGUUGAGGAGAAGGUUUCGGACGAGUUCAUCAAGCUCCUGGCACAGGAAUCCAAGUAUGGAAAGACCUAUCGGUCUUGGACUUAG